Medicago truncatula (barrel medic) is the source of this 1112-nucleotide messenger RNA. Its product is annotated as ATP synthase subunit O, mitochondrial. The transcript is spliced from 6 exons. Gene Ontology annotation, biological process: proton motive force-driven ATP synthesis. The coding region runs from base 103 to 837 and encodes 244 amino acids. Gene Ontology annotation, cellular component: membrane. NCBI's taxonomy places the organism in Eukaryota, Viridiplantae, Streptophyta, Magnoliopsida, Fabales, Fabaceae. Gene Ontology annotation, molecular function: proton-transporting ATP synthase activity, rotational mechanism. The record is from RefSeq and is a predicted model, not a curated record.
UCAACUUCACCUACAUCUUCAAACACUUUCGUUUUCACUCUCCCAAACACAGAAAACGCAGAAUCUUCACAAAACAGAAAAUUAGGGUUUCAAAUCGCUGUGAUGGCACUGUACGGCCGAGUCAAAUCAGGGAUCUCUCUCUGCAACAAAUUGGGGCUUCUUUCUUCUCAGAGAUCCACUCUUCAACGCUCUCUCAUUGCCCCUGCCAUUUCUCAGGCCACCAGAAAUUAUGCUGAUGUACCAGGGGCAAGGGAAGCCAAGAUUAAGGUCCCUAUCGCUAUGUUUGGAGGUUCAGGAAACUAUGCUUCUGCUUUGUAUAUUGCAGCAGUGAAAGCUAAUGCAGUUGAGAAGGUUGAUUCAGAGCUUCUUCAGUUCGUUGAAAUGGUAAAGGGUAGCAAGAUAACUUCACAGUUCAUUAAGGACAUAUCUGUAAAAAAGGAUGUCAGAUUAAAAACCAUCGAGGAUAUUGCCAGCAAAGCCAAGUUUUCUGAGACUACAAAGAACUUCCUUGCUCUCCUUGCUGUGAAUGGGAGGCUUAAACACGUAGAGCUCAUUGCAAAGAGGUUUGCGGAGUUGGCAAUGGCAUACAAGGGAGAAGUGAAAGCAAUUGUGACCACUGUUUUUCCACUUCCCGCUGAGGAAGAGAACGCAUUGAAGCAAACUGUUCAGGAAAUGUUAGGUUCUGGGGCAAAAGUUAAGCUUGAACAGAAGAUUGAUCCAAGCAUACUUGGUGGUAUAGUGCUGGAAUUCAGCCAAAAAGUCUUUGACAUGUCUAUAAGGACUAGGGCACAACAGAUGGAAAGGAUACUCCGAGAACCGAUAAAUAUUUCCGUCUAGAAGACAACAAUUUUCUCCUGACAAUCUGUGUCCUCAUCGUUUGAUGAAAGAAAUGUUACAUUAUUGUUUAUUAUAAAAUUGUUUGAAUAUGGAUUUGUAUGGGAUGGUAAAUAUGCCAUCAUUUUGCAAAUAAAAAGCUACUUUUUCCAACUUUUUGUUAUACUUGGUUGUUUCAUGUGUCUGAAUAUAUUUUUAUUUGGCCUAUUGAGGUCUGAAUUGGCUCUGUUUUCAAUUAAUUGAGUGGCUAAUGAUAAGGAUUGCAAAAUUUCAACGUA